Brienomyrus brachyistius is the source of this 1584-nucleotide messenger RNA. RefSeq names its product nucleic acid binding protein 2 (gene nabp2). The record is from RefSeq and is a predicted model, not a curated record. Gene Ontology annotation, biological process: double-strand break repair via homologous recombination; mitotic cell cycle checkpoint signaling; response to ionizing radiation. The coding region runs from base 238 to 837 and encodes 199 amino acids. Gene Ontology annotation, cellular component: SOSS complex. Gene Ontology annotation, molecular function: DNA binding. The transcript has 7 exons. Lineage: Eukaryota; Metazoa; Chordata; Actinopteri; Osteoglossiformes; Mormyridae.
ACGGGGGAGUGCCCAGAAAAAAAACGCGACAUUUCGCUCGGGAAAUAGUGUCCCCUGGGUUUCAGCUGGUCCCUCCGAUGGGUCUGAGUUCCCAACUGCACAGCGACAACCUGGACAACCGCGCUGCCUUACUAUUAGAAGAGCAGGAGUAAACAAGGAUAGAAGGUCUAGGUCUGGUGGCCGUGGGCACUUGAGCACCGAUACAGCCUGGGUUUAACACCGAGAAAGACCUGAAAGAUGACGACGGAAACCCACGUAAAGGACAUCAAACCGGGACUGAAGAACCUGAACGUCAUCUUUAUCGUUCUGGAGACAGGCCGAGUGACUAAGACGAAGGACGGACAUGAGGUGCGCACCUGCAAGGUGGCAGACAAAACGGGAAGCAUAAGCAUCUCUGUGUGGGAUGAGGUUGGGGGCCUGAUCCAGACUGGCGACAUCAUCCGGCUCACUAAAGGAUAUGCUUCUGUAUUCAAAGGCUGUUUGACCCUGUAUACUGGUAGAGGUGGGGAGCUACAGAAGAUUGGAGAGUUCUGCAUGGUUUACUCCGAGGUCCCAAACUUCAGUGAACCCAACCCUGAAUAUUUGGCCUUAACGAAUAAGACGGCCCUCAAUGACCAGUCCAGCACAGCCCUCAGUAACAAUGGCACUCCAGCCAGCACAUCAGCAGGGAGUGAAACGACCAAUGGGAAUGGGGAAGGCACCCCGGUUCCUAGCAGCUCAGGCAGUAACCAGCAAGGAGGACGCGGAGGAGGUGGUACCAGAGGCUCAGCCAGUCAGGGAGCAGGAGGGACAGGUGUCAGCAAUGGGAAGGAGACCCGGCGUUCUGCUAAGAGAUAAGCUGGCAGAGAGAAGAAUCGAAUCCCCCAACUUGCACCCCCUCACCCCUCCGACCUUCAGACCAAAAACAGAGCAGGCUGAUUUGUGCCACUAAAGCCUUUUAUGUGUACUCCAUUACCCAGCUACUACGUUCAUGCUAAUAACCGUCAUUCAUGUCAGUGCAAUGUUUAUACGUUUUGCCCUUGAAUCUGACCCUGGAUCAGUUUGAUAAUUUAAGUGUUACUGAGUAAAGAGGACAAGCGGACUCUGUAUCAGCUGCUUUUGUUACACACUAUUCUGGACUCUCAGUUCACUUUUAAGGAAUAUGAGGUAUAAGGCUUACAGGUCAUCAUAUCCUUAUUGUGCUUCACUAGAAUAUUUUUACAUUCAUGAAAUGGUUUUAUUAUGAAGACCCCAAGUGGGACUGUUAUUUUUAAUUAUUUGAAGCAGAUUUGGUUGAUAUUAAUUUUCUGUCGGACCAGAAAAUAUGGUUUGGUUUGAUCUUUCCUCAGUGAACCCAUGAAACCAAGAGGUUUCCAAACAGUCACGUUUCCCUAAGAUGGCCCAAUUGUCACCAAUCACGUGGUAUAAGAAUACAGGCAUUUGCACAACGGUGAUUGUCGUUUGAGAGCUGUUUCACAUAUGUAAUUUGUUUUUGCUACGGUGUUGUUUUCCAGGUCAUGUUAGUAAAGGAUGUAAACAGGAUUUUAGUUACUGGGAAAGAACUUUUAGGCAACAUCCAUUUAAUAAAAUGUUUGAGUUAUUGCA